This is a messenger RNA of Peniophora sp. CBMAI 1063, 1065 nucleotides long. The record is from the annotation of a GenBank genome assembly. NCBI's taxonomy places the organism in Eukaryota, Fungi, Basidiomycota, Agaricomycetes, Russulales, Peniophoraceae.
AUGUCUUCCCAUCGCGUGCUUCAGAUUCCUGCCAAGGCGGCUCCCUUCGAGAUAGCUACUCGCCCCACGCCGAAGCCUGGCCCAGGGCAGGUUCUCGUCAAGAACGAGACAAUUGGGCUGAACCUUUUCGACCACGUCAUGCAGGCUUUCGGAAUAUAUAUCGCGGAGGAUAAAUACCCUUUUAUCGUGGGCCAGGAGGCCGCUGGUACGGUCGAGUCUGUCGGAGAAGGCGUCACUACCAUCAAGAUCGGCGACAAAGUAUGCUUUCAGGGUGGCCCGGACCAGACUAUGUUCACGUACCAGGAAAAGUCGAUCGCCGACGCUGUCCGCUGCCUCAAGAUCCCUGAGGGUAUCACCGUAGACCAAGCGGCCACCUUGCCUCUGUGCGUAGCGACUGCCGCCAUUGGACUCUACCACACCGAGAACCAACGCGGCGGUCCCGGCGUCGGCCUAACACCACCCUGGGCUGAAGGUGGUAAGGGCAAGUACGCUGGUCAACCCAUAUUCAUCUCAGGAGGUGCAAGUGCUGUCGGUCAAUACGCCAUCCAAUUCGCCAAGCUCUCCGGCUUCAGCCCCAUCAUAACGACAGCCUCAGCAUCGAGUAGCGCACUCGUCAAGUCUCUCGGUGCCACGCACGUCGUGGACUAUCAUACUACUCCACCGGAGGACAUACCUGCUGCGGUUCGCGCAAUCACCGAGGCCCCGCUAUCCGUCAUCUUCGACUCAAUCUCGCAGCCGUCGACGCAGGAGGCGUGCUGGAAGUUGCUUGCUCCCGGAGGUGCACUCGCACUGACGCGCCAGCCCGCUCCCACUGUUGGCGCAGCCGGAGUCCGGCGCGACGACGCGGAGGGGAAGCUUGCGGUCCUCGUAUAUGGUAUGGCCAACCAGGGUGUCAACCUUAAGUUCGGGGAGGAUAUGUAUAGAGCGCUCGAUAAGUAUGUGAAGGACGGGUCUAUCAAGCCAAUCAAGGUCGAGGUGGUUGAAGGUGGCUUCGAAGGCGUACAGGCAGGGUUGGACCGCAUCAAGGCGGGCGUGAGUGGUGUGAAGCUCGUUAUUCAUCCGUGA